AUGGCCCAAAACAAUGACAAUACAUUGGAUGACAUUGAAGAGAUGGAACAAGGAAUUGCGAAAGAAGAGGUUUGCGACAUUUCUUUUAAAGAGGCCUAAUCGCAAACAUAAUGUUACAGAAAUUCGUGAAUUUAAUGGCAAAACUCAACAAGACAAUUUUCGAAGAAACGAUAGCUGCAUUGGUUCAUUCGCCGGACCCACCAACAACUUUGAUGUUUCAGUCACUCAAGCUCAAGUUGUCAACCAAAGAGAAGGUAAGAUAGUCAACGAUAGAAGAUUUUCUCAAAAAAAAACCGAAGAAAACCUAUUCAUGUCGGUAACAAAAAUUCACUCUAGAUCAUCUUUGAUUCUACAGUAUUCUCUACAGUACCUCGUUUAAUGAAAAAGUUCCAAAUUUCCUGUAUAUCACUCAUAAGUCUUUUUAAAAUCUACAGUACCCCUUGGUAUUGGGCUCAAAAUGUUCAAAAUUGAUGGAAUGUAGUAAAAAAGAAUAAAUAAAAGAGAUAAAAAGAAUCAAUCUUUUUAUAUUAAUUUAUUUCACGUGCACGUGUGACGUGGCAGAGGUGGCGGCGUAGAGACCGCCUAUCUUUUUCUGCUUCUGUUUUUUUGUGUGCAGUUGUCUGCAGUUUUUUAUUAGGUGUUUUGUGCGUUGCACAUUUAUUAGGCGGUUUUUCAUUAGGUUUUCUUCGGGUCAAUUUCCUAGGUUAUUUUAGCUGUGUUUUAACAAUUGUAAAUUGUUUUGUCUUUGUAUUCUAAUUGUGUAGUGUAACUUUUUGUAUUUUAGUUUUUAGCUUCAAUAAAUUUCUAUUAUAAAAAAAGUCGCAACUACAACAGCUACAAUAUAUCAAUAAGAUUCAAAAUUUUGCAGAUUGUCAUCGCGAAUCGUUGUCUUAUUCUAAAAAACAUAUCAUUUGAAGAAUGCGAAGAGAUGCAAGAUGAACCAUUGGCAAAAAUCUUUGGUAUUUUCACAAAAGUGAGUAAUUUUUUCCAAAUUUAUGGACUUCUACAAUCUGCACAACUCUGAAAAUAAAAGAUUAUUUCAGAUUCUCUCGAUCGAUUUCAUCAAGUGCAUCGUAGUUUCCGAUAUUCGAGUCGAAAUCAAUCGAAUAUCCAAGUUCAGCGACUUGAAAUCGGAUUUUCUAAAAAGAAUUAGACCAGCUCAUCGAAUCGAGCCAUCGGAAACAUUGCGAUUAUUAAAAGGAGUUCAAACAAUCGGAGAUGUUGAAAAUAUUGUUUUAGUGAGUUUUUCUGGAUUUUACCGAUUCAAGUUAAUUUAAUUCAGGAACUGCAAAAGUUGGAGAAACCAUUUGACAAAGUUGUAGCUGAUAAAAAUUACGAUGUGGAAACAAAAAAGACAAUUCUGGAGAAACUCAAAUGA
Caenorhabditis angaria is the source of this 1378-nucleotide messenger RNA. The record is from the annotation of a GenBank genome assembly. NCBI's taxonomy places the organism in Eukaryota, Metazoa, Nematoda, Chromadorea, Rhabditida, Rhabditidae.